Engraulis encrasicolus (European anchovy) is the source of this 3746-nucleotide messenger RNA. RefSeq names its product basic helix-loop-helix ARNT like 2 (gene bmal2). NCBI's taxonomy places the organism in Eukaryota, Metazoa, Chordata, Actinopteri, Clupeiformes, Engraulidae. The transcript is spliced from 17 exons. The coding region runs from base 210 to 2117 and encodes 635 amino acids. The record is from RefSeq and is a predicted model, not a curated record. Gene Ontology annotation, molecular function: DNA-binding transcription factor activity, RNA polymerase II-specific; protein dimerization activity; RNA polymerase II cis-regulatory region sequence-specific DNA binding. Gene Ontology annotation, biological process: regulation of transcription by RNA polymerase II. Gene Ontology annotation, cellular component: transcription regulator complex; aryl hydrocarbon receptor complex; cytoplasm.
GCGUGUCCUUCCGCAUUUCCCGGAUUCAUCCUCGGCGUUCCCAUUUCACUCUAAAUUAUUUCGCACGCUUGUAUCGCCCCCUCCCACCAAGCCGAAGGAAGGGAAGGAAAAUCAAGUCCGUUUUCCAGCACAUGCUAGUUUAGUUAGCAGGCUGUACCGCUUCGUCCACAUGCAUUGGAGUGCUGGGCCCCGGCGUACCGGCUCCAGCCAUGUCGGCGAGGAAUGCGGCGGCGAGCGACGGUGACAGAGCAUCAGGCGAACAGUCAGGGGAUGUGUUGGAGGAGGAUCUCCAGGGCCAUUCUCUGUCUGUGUCAGGCCUGCUGACCCCCAGCUCGGCUGCUGCUGCUGCUGCUAUGGCGUCUGGCAUGGAUAUGCCAAGGAAACGCAAGGGCAGCAUGGACAGCCAGGAUACUAAACCAUUGGUUCUUAUGGACGAGGACAUGGAGGAUGACCAAGACAGGUCGGAAGGAGAUGACCAGCACGUCAAGAUCAAGUGUUUCAGGGAGCCCCACAGCCAGAUUGAGAAGAGGCGGCGGGACAAGAUGAACAACCUGAUUGACGAGCUUUCGGGCAUGAUCCCCUCCUGCAACCCCAUGUCACGCAAACUGGACAAGCUCACCGUGCUGCGUCUAGCCGUCCAACACCUCAAGUCUCUUAAAGGUACCACAAGUUCCUUUGCCGAAGCCAAUUACAAACCCUCAUUCCUGCCGGACGAUGAACUCAAGCACCUAGUGCUCAGGGCUGCCGACGGCUUUCUGUUUGUGGUUGGCUGUGACCGCGGGAAAAUCGUCUUUGUCUCCGAAUCAGUCUCCAAGACCCUCAAUUACAGUCGGGCGGAGCUGAUUGGCCAAAGUCUGUUUGACUACAUCCACCCAAAGGACAUCGGCAAGGUCAAGGAGCAGCUGUCCGCCUCUGAGCUCUACCCCCGCGAGAGACUCAUCGAUGCCAAAACGGGUCUGCAGGUCCAGGCGGAUCUCCCUGUGGGGGCGGCCCGGUUCUGCUCGGGGGCCCGCCGCUCCUUCUUCUGUCGCAUGAAGUACAACCGUAUCACUGUCAAGACGGAGACGGACAAGGACUUUCCUUCCGGAUCUACCAAGAAGAAAGAGUCUCAGCGCUACUGCACGGUGCACUGUACGGGCUACAUGCGUACGUGGCCGAGCAGCCAGCUGGGCUGUGAGGAGGCUGAGGCAGAUAAGGAGAGCUCGCACUUCAGCUGCCUGGUGGCCGUGGGCCGCGUGCACCCCAGCUCCGCGCCGCAACUCAACGGCGAGGUCAAGGUCAAACCCACAGAGUUCAUCACACGCUGCGCCAUGGACGGCAAGUUUACCUACGUGGACCAGCGGGCCACCACUAUCCUUGGCUAUCUGCCCCAAGAGCUGCUGGGAACGUCAUGCUAUGAGUACUUCCACCAAGACGACUUGCCUCAUUUAGCAGACAGACAUCGGAAAGUUCUACGGACUAAAGAGAAGAUCGAGACAAACUGCUACAAGUUCAAAACAAAAUACGGCUCCUUUGUCACCUUACAAAGUCAGUGGUUUAGUUUUAUAAACCCCUGGACCAAAGAAGUAGAGUACAUCGUAUCUACAAAUACGGUCAUAUUUGGUAAAGGUGGUGCCAGUGGAUCGGGAGACAAGUCUGACCAACCAAGCAACUCAAGAACAUCUCAGGAUGAUUCGAAAAAAGCCCUUCCCAUCAUCCCCGGCAUCUCCACGACUCCGGGAACCAUGAUCUACGCCGGGAGCAUCGGGACCCAGAUCGCCAACGAGCUGCUGGACUUUAACAGGAUGAACCCGUCACCAUCCAGUGGCAACGGAAGCCCCUUCAGCAUGCUGCAGGACAAAUCCCCCCUGGCCAGCACACAGUCCAACUGCAGCGUGGCAAACGGGGAGGUGACGGACAUGGAGAUAGCAGGCAAAUCCAACUCUGAGGAGGAAUCACGAAACACACCGUUUGGUGGUGGUGACUCCCUCAUGGAGGGGAGUUCUCAGCUGGAUCUGGAUGGUGCGGGGCUGGGCAGCCUGAGUAGUGACGAGGCGGCUAUGGCGGUCAUCAUGAGCCUGCUGGAGACAGACGCCAACCUGGUGGGGGAGGCCAUGGACUUUGAUUGGUCCAUGUGACCCCUGGCUCCACCCCCCCAACUGGACACUAUAGCAUCCCUUCCCCUCAAGAGACUUUUAUGGUUAUUAGCCCGUUUUACUUUUUUAAGAAAAAGAACGAAAGACAAAAGAAAAGACAAAAGAGAAAAUAUUAAGACUGUCCAUCCACAUAAGCCAUCACACAGGUUUCUCCCUCCUCUCCGGACGUACUAAACUGUAUUUGUUCUCAUUUGUUUUUUUUAAAGUCUAUACAUAAUUUAUUGGGUUCUUACAUUCUCCCCCUCAACAUCCUGACACACUGUCAGACUGUGCAGACUGGAGAAUGAAGAUCAGUGAUGACCACCCUACCACCCCUCACCUCCACCCCCUCGACCCCAAUGGCUCUUAUUACUGUGUUCCCUUGACCAUGGGAUACACACACAGUGGUGAACUGCUUACUGUACCAGAGAACCAUUCUCUGACUGUACCUCGUGGACCUCCUGCCUAGGGGGAAAGGGGAGGGAGAAGGAGGAAACACAUGGUCUUGGUUGGAGGACUUUUAAAAUCCUUCCCCAGCCUUCCUCCAGAGGGCUCCACAUCGCCCUCUGUGGGAUGUCAGAGGACAUUGCGCUGGGUUUUCUGCAGAGGCAUGGAUGUUGUGCUGACCACAUGUUGGACGUAAAGCAUGGAUGUGUUGUUCAAGCAAAAAAAUCGCACUGAAUGGUAUAAUACCUUGGAAGAUUCUUACUUCUUGAAGGGAGGGCAAGGGAAUAGUUGUGUUUGUUGCAAGGGCCAAGUGUGCGCGUGUGGGGCUUUCUAUGUAUGACUGUUUGUUGGCAUGCAUGUAGGUAUUCUCAGGAGUUGUGGCUAUAGUUUCUGACUUUUAUUACCAAGUACUUGAACCGCCCAGGAUUUGCUCCCAUUUUUAUUUGGGGCAACAGAAGUCGAAAAACAUAAUUUACCAAAAAAAAAAACUUUUUUAUAUCAUGAAAAACAACCCUUGAAGGAAAUGCGGAGUGCAAAUACAGAGCUGGUGAAAAUACUUGGUAAACCUCCAACAUUUCUCUUAAAUCCACCCAUCACAGAAAUGAAUGAAUGAAUGGAUUAUGCAUGAGUGAAAGAAUGAUGAGGCGUGAAUUAAUGAAUCAGCGUGUGUCCUUUUUCACUGGCCCCUUGCAUCUUUUGUCCACUACACUUGAAUUUGUUUUGAGGGUGCGUAGUCAGUGGGUGAGGGUGAGGAGAUGCAGAUGAAGAACAAUUGUGGAGGAGGGAGGACGGAAAAUCUACGUGUUUUAGACACAUUUGUCAUUCCAGCUGAGGUUACUUCCCAAGGAGAGUGAUGCUGUGUAGACCCAUGGCCUACCCAAAAUGUGUGCAUUGUUUGUACACACACGCACACGCACACACACGCAUGAGCUCAUGCAUACCCCACACAAGCACUCUUAACAAACAUGCUUUAGCGUAUUCAUGUUCUGACCACACACACACACAAAAAAAAUCAUAUGAAAUCAUAUGAACAUACGAAACAAUCUGACAAAUAUGCACGCCCGCAUGCAUGCACACAUACCAUGCGAUACAAUACAAAAACGCACGCACGCACGCGGAUCCCAAGUCAGCGCUGUGUACUUCAUGCUGCUCAUGUUACACGUAAUGUCCCUUGCAAACAUCUGU